CAUACUUUUCCCAAAUAAUGCAAUUCUAAAGAACAUUUUACUAAAUUAAUGUGGUUUUUAUUAUUAUAAAUUUUAAAAUAAGAAUUAUAGAUGCAGUGCCUCUUUCCUAAAUUUUCUUAGUGUGUCUAAUAAAAAUACAUUUCGUCUUUUCGAUGUUAAUGAAGAAAGAGAAGGUGAAGCAAAUAUCAAAAAUCUUCUUGACAUUUAGACAACAAGCCGAUAUUUUACAACACCAAAUUGCAGUGAAGAAUUUUUUAGUGUUUUUAAAAUAAAAAUAAAAACAUUUUCGUUAUUAAGUGGAUCUGGAAAUAUCAAGUCCAAUGAGUGAUUUGUACUUUGACAACCUAAGUGACGUGGAAUUACGUCAGGAGUUGCAAAAAUAUGGAUUUCCUAUUAUGCCAGUUACAGAGACUACGCGGAAUUUGCUAAUUAAAAAACUUAAAAGCUACGUAUUGAAUGGUUCUUCAAAGACCAAGUCAACUGCAACCAACAGACGUAGUUUGCAAACGCCAACAAAUAGUUCCAAGAGACAAAAUGCUUCGCCAGGCAGGCGAUCAAAUGCAUCUCCCUCUAGACGUCAGACAAUUGCUGCAACAGCUUCCGCAGCAACAUAUACAAACAAUAAUAACAACAAGAAUAUUCAAGAAACCCCAACAGCCAGCAUCUCUAACAAUAGCAAUAGAGAAUACUAUCUUUCCAAUGAAGGUAGAUCUUAUUUGAAUAGGGACUAUGACAAUCGCACAUUGUCGCCACAUCUACCAGUCAGUGAUACUGGUUACUCCUCUUCUGUUUCAAACUCGAAAUACGGCAGUAAUCUUAGCCCUAAAAGUUCACCAAAAAUAUAUGUUCCACCUCCAAUUAUGUCCAAUGAUAUGCAGCACUUCAAUUCUUCACGGGUAGAUAUUACAACACGUACUUCCCGCGAAACAGAGAGAUCACCUCUGAGAAAUGGCAAAGAAACGCCCGGUGUUGUAAGCCGUUUACUUAAACUGCGAAAUAUAACCAUAGGAAGAUCCCACACAAACACAGCGUUUAAUCCGUCUCCAACAAAUCAUUUUUACAUAUCUGAUUCCGAUUCGGACAAUGGCAGUCCCACCCGUUACUCUUCGUCAUUCAAUAGAAGACCAAACAGAUCGUUCAGUGAUAAUCUAUGGUCUCGUCUCAAUAUUAAAAACAAAUUUAAGCAAUCAUCAGUGCCAUAUCUACUAAUAAGCUGUUUGGGACUAUUCUUUCUCGUUUUGGCCGUAUUGUACAUGACCAAACCACCCGAUAUGCCCAGUACUAUGCUAGAGAAGAGCACGACAUUUACGUUAUGCGAAGAAUUGUCGUCUAUGGCUAAACCUUCGAUCAACUGUAUUGAUAACGAGCUGUUGGGUGCCUCACUUGCCCUGAACAAAGAACUAAUACUACUUUUGCAGACAAAUAUUGAAGCACACUACUGCAGAGAUCACUCUGUUAGUCCCGAAGUGACGGGCACUGAAUUUAUGAAACACCUUUAUAAAAAACGCACUACAGAUGCCCAUAAAUUGCUAAAGAGUUUUCAUGCUGCCAUCUACCUGAUCGAACACAAUCCGCAAUGGAAAAUUCAAAUACUCAAUAGACGUAUAGAAGGACCGCAACAGCUCCCCGAUAUUUACAAACAAGAUAUACAAUUUGGUCUACUUAAACCAUACUUGCCCUUAAAGUGUAUAUUGUUCAAUAAAAUGCAACGAUUUUUCCUAAUAAUAGGUAGCGUGUUCUUGGCGGCGCUGUUGGUUGGCGCGGCGUUUGUUUUGUGGCGCUUUUGGAAUCAACGCAGAGAGUUGCGUUUGAAAACAGUGGACAAUUUCACCAAAGAAAUUGUUAAAGAACUAAUACAUCGUGCAUCUCUUAAAGACGACACGCAAGGGGAAAUAAUCAUUAAUCACUUGAGAGACAAGUUAAUACCACUCAACAAGCGCAAAUCGCUGCUAUGGGCUUGGAAUGAGGCUUUACAAAAGUUGGAAGCCAGCGACAGUCGCAUACAAUUUGGAUGUAUUCUACAAAAUGGUGAAGAAUUUCGAACUAUGAAGUGGGUCGAAUCGAUAUUAUCCAAUUCAUCGUCUUCUUCCGCUUCAUCUUCGUCCUCGACAUCAACAUUGCAUCUGGAUAAUUCAGAUCAACGUUUGAAGAAGAAACAUUGGCAGAGUCCAGCCUUCGACAACGUCAAUAAGAUAUCUGAUCCACCAACACCCUGCUUGAAAAUACGUCAUAUGUUCGAUGCGGCUGAGGCCAAUUUGCCCGAUCUAAAGCAAAACAUAAUCGAGUCCAUUUUGGAAAAAGUCGGACCACAAUGUAGAAUCUUUGACAUUCAGUUAGAUCGCCAAAGCUGUUGUGUUUAUAUACGUUGUGCCAGCGAAAAGGACGCUGGUAUUGUUCACAACGAAAUCAACGGUUGGUGGUUCGAUAAUCGUUUGGUAUCCAUUAAAUUUUUACGCUUACAACGUUACUUAGUCCGUUUUCCCAACUCGACCAGUAUCGUUCCAAUCACCAUUAAAAACUCGAAAUAGUUGAAAUAUUCUGAGAAGUUUUACAUAAGGAAUAUUGCCUUGGAAACACAUACAUAUAAUUACAUACAUAUACAUAUAUUAUUUCUUACCUUUUAUAACUUAGUGAAAUUAAUACAAAUUUCAUGUCUUAAUUUGUAAAAAAAAAACUGAUUAAGUAAAAAUACAUACACACAAAUGUCUAAUUGUAAAUCGUUACCGAUCAUUUUUUUUUAAUAAAAUGAAAACCUCUUAAACUUGUUUUAAAAAAAUUUA
Calliphora vicina (urban bluebottle blowfly) is the source of this 2780-nucleotide messenger RNA. It is a transcript of the gene MAN1, whose product is annotated as MAN1. Gene Ontology annotation, biological process: nuclear envelope organization; negative regulation of BMP signaling pathway. Gene Ontology annotation, molecular function: chromatin DNA binding; protein binding. The record is from RefSeq and is a predicted model, not a curated record. The transcript has 2 exons. Lineage: Eukaryota; Metazoa; Arthropoda; Insecta; Diptera; Calliphoridae. The coding region runs from base 321 to 2528 and encodes 735 amino acids.